AUGCUACCCAUGGCUCUCAGGAUAGGUCCUAAGGCACCUCUAGAAUCAAGGCUCUGUUGGGGGACAGAAUGCCACAUAGACCACACAGCACUAGUGCUGACGCUGUUUGCCACUAUGCUGGUGACUUGGAUUGAAGCUGCUAAACUCACUGUGGGCUUCCAUGCCCCGUGGAACAUCUCCUACCCAUUUAGCAUGCAGAGGCUGGGGGCAGGCCUCCAGAUUGCCCUGGACAAGGUCAAUGCAAAGCCAGUGGGACUUGGAAACCUCAGCUGGGAGUUCAUUUCUACCAACUCAGCCUGCAGCACCAAGGAGUCUCUUGCUGCGUUCAUCAACCAGGUCCAGAAAGAACAGAUUGCUGCCCUGUUUGGACCAGCAUGCCCAGAAGCAGCAGAGGUUAUUGGUUUGCUGGCCUCUGAGUGGAACAUCCCCGUGUUUGACUUUGUUGGACAAAUGGCAAUACUGGAAAACCACUUUUUGUAUGACACCUGUGUGACACUUGUGCCACCCAAGCAGGAAAUUGGUGAUGUGCUCCAGAAAAGUCUCUGGUACCUGGGCUGGGAGCACAUUGGCAUGUUUGGGAGCUAUUCUUCGGCCUCCUCCUGGGAUGAGCUGGAUAAACUGUGGACCAUCGUAGAGAACGAACUCCAGGCCCAUUUCACCAUCGCUGCCAGCAUGAGAUGCACCAGCCGUGAGCCCGCCCUCCUCCAGGAGGCUCUCAGGAACAUGUCGUCACUGGCCAGGGUUAUCGUCUUGAUCUGCAGCUCAGAGGAUGCAAAGACUAUUCUGCUGGCUGCAGAGAACCUGGGACUCAGCACUGGAGAAUUUGUCUUCAUCAUUUUGCAGCAGCUGGAGGACAGGUUUUGGAAGGAGCUGUUGACAAAUCAGAAGGGGACACAUUUCCCGAUAGUCUACGAGUCAGUGCUUCUCAUCACCCUGGGCUCCUAUAGGGAAGGCCCUGAAGAGGACAACUUCCUCAAAGAAGUGUACCAGAGGCUGCGGGGGCCCCCUUUCCAUAGCACCAUCACCUCAGAGGACCAGGUGAGCCCCUAUGCUGCCUACCUGCAUGAUGCCCUUCUGCUCUACGCUUGGGCAGUGGAAGAAACGAUAAAGGCUGGGAGAGACUUUCGAGAUGGGCGGGAGCUGCUCAGCACCCUGAGAGCCAAUCAGACUCUACUGCAGGGAGUAACUGGCCCUGUGUUUGUGGACUCCCGGGGAGAAAGGCUCAUGGAUUACUCUGUCUAUGCCCUGCGGAGAUCUGGGAAUGGAUCUGUUUUCCUCCCUUUCCUUCAUUAUGACAGUUAUGAGAAAGUGAUCAGACCCUUGAGGAAUGUCUCCAACAUUACUUGGCCCCAUGGCUUCCUCCCUGUAAACCAACUCAGACCUGGCUGUGGAUUUUACAAUACAUUCUGCAAAGUGGAGCCUCCUUUUCCAGGUAAGCACAGUUUGACUGUUGUGGCGCUCACCCUGAUGCUCUUGGUUAUCAUCUUGGGAGCUGCCAUUGUAGGCUUAGCUCUAAGGAUUCAGCGGGGAAAGCUACAGAGCCAAAAGAAAGAGCCCUGGUGGCAAAUCAACUACGAGAACAUCACGAUUCUGCCGCAGAGUAAGCCAUCAUGGAGAGCCACAGUCAUGUCCAGAAGUGAGCUCAGCAAUGUGUCCAGUGGGAUGAGUUCUGUGGACCUCUGCUACUUUGUCGAGAGCCAGCAGGAGGAAGAGCUGCUUUCUGCUGCAAUAGGGCUUUACCAGGGAAACCGUGUAGCCAUCCACCACGUUGGUGAGCAAGCAGGUGCCUGGGUUAGGAAACCGACUGUGCUGCAGGAAGCCCAGCUGGUAUGUGGAUUAAAACAUGAAAACCUUGUUUCCUUCUUUGGUAUUUGCACCGAACCACCUAACAUUUGUGUUGUCACCCAGUACUGCAAAAGAGGAAGCCUUAAGGAUGUUUUGAGAAACUCAGAUCAUGAAAUGGAUUGGAUAUUCAAAAUCUCAUUUGCGUAUGACAUAGUCAAUGGCAUGCUGUUCCUGCACAGAAGCCCACUGGGGUCCCACGGCAACCUGAAACCUUCCAACUGCCUGGUGGAUGGCUUCAUGCGAGUGAAGCUGUCCGGAUUCGGGCUGUGGGAGUUCAAGUACGGCCGGACACACAGAACACACGACGAAAGGAUCGUGGCCCACACGGAACUCUACUGGACUGCGCCUGAGCUCUUGCGGCUUCCCGAGGCACCCUGGCGGGGCACCCCGACCGCUGACGUCUUCAGCUUUGGGGUUCUCAUGCGGGACCUGAUCCACCACCAGCACCGCGGGCCCUUUGAGGACCUGGACAAGGCGCCGGAUGAAAUCAUCAAGCAAAUCAGAGAGCCCACAGCUGCUGGGCCUCUGCGGCCUUCCCUGAGCGAGGAGCGGGGCGACGCAAGGAUCACUGGCCUGGUGAGGGCCUGCUGGGCUGAGUCGCCAGACCGCAGGCCCACCUUCCUUUCCAUCAAGAAAGUUCUACGAGAAGCCAGUCCCAAAGGCCAGGUGAACAUCCUCGAUAGUCUGAUGAGCAAGCUGGAAGCGUACGCCAGCCACCUGGAGGAAGUGGUGGAAGAGAGGACCGGCCAGCUGAUGGCAGAGAAGAGGAAGGUGGAGAAGCUUCUAUCCACCAUGUUGCCCAGCUUCAUCGGAGAACAACUUGUUGCAGGAAAGUCUGUGGAACCCGAACAUUUUGAGUCCGUGACGGUCUUUUUCUCUGACAUUGUUGGGUUCACAAAGCUGUGCUCCCUCAGCUCCCCGCUGCAGGUGGUGAAGCUCCUGAACGACCUGUACAGCUUGUUUGAUCGCAUCAUUCAGACCUAUGAUGUGUACAAGGUUGAAACCAUUGGAGAUGCUUACAUGGUGGCAAGUGGGCUUCCCAUCCGCAAUGGCACCCAGCACGUGGACCAGAUCGCCACCAUGUCCCUGCAUUUCCUCAGUGCCACCGUCCACUUCCAGAUUGGGCACAUGCCUGAGGAGAAGCUCAGGCUCCGGAUUGGCCUCCACACAGGUCCUGUGGUGGCCGGCGUGGUGGGAAUCACCAUGCCCAGGUACUGUCUGUUUGGUGACACCGUGAACGUGGCAUCCAGGAUGGAAAGCAGCAGCUUGCCUCUUCGGAUCCAUGUCUCUCAAAGCACCGCAGGUGCCCUGCUGGCCACCGGAAGGUACCAUCUGCAAAAGAGAGGCACCAUUCCACUCAAGGGCAAAGGAGAACAAACAACUUUCUGGCUGAAGGGCAAGGAGGGCCUCACAAUUCCACUCCCCGAGUUUACUGAGGAAGAAGCUGAAGUCCCGAGGGCUUGUGAGGGACAGCUCCACCACCAGGACGCCGCCUGUCUGGUCUCGCAGCAGCCGCUUCCUUUUGUCACAGGUCUGAGGAGGCAGUGGAGAGAGAGAAGAUUAGAACGAUUUGAAACAACAGCAACAAAAACAAAAACAAACUGGGCGGAGUAAUACUUUCUCAAUCAAUACAUACAGUGGCCUUAUAUUUGUAAUUCAGAGAAGCCAGGAAAAACUUUAUUAACUCUACAGGCUGGA
Messenger RNA from Octodon degus (degu), 3543 nucleotides. Its product is annotated as guanylate cyclase 2G. The record is from RefSeq and is a predicted model, not a curated record. The transcript has 22 exons. Gene Ontology annotation, cellular component: membrane. Gene Ontology annotation, molecular function: guanylate cyclase activity; peptide receptor activity; protein kinase activity. Gene Ontology annotation, biological process: cGMP biosynthetic process; intracellular signal transduction; protein phosphorylation. Bases 1 to 3459 code for a protein of 1152 amino acids. Lineage: Eukaryota; Metazoa; Chordata; Mammalia; Rodentia; Octodontidae.